Molecule: messenger RNA, 1134 nt
Organism: Fusarium redolens
Lineage: Eukaryota; Fungi; Ascomycota; Sordariomycetes; Hypocreales; Nectriaceae
Exons: 8
Coding region: 1-1134 (377 amino acids)
Source: RefSeq, a predicted model, not a curated record
AUGGCUCCCAAGCCUUCUCUCGAGCCUCGCGAGGCAUAUCUACCGAAACCUGUUCCCAUAGGAGGGGACAUCAUGUCGGUUAUGGUUUCCCUCGCUGCUUGUUCAAUAUUAUCUGUCUUUCUUUUCCAGAGAAUUGCUGCCGUGAGAUCCUGGUCCAGGUUACCGUUUGUUGCUUGGGCCUUAUCUGUCUUUCUUGUCGAGAAAGCACAUGUUAUUCGAAGUUCUACCACACGUAGGAGAAACUCUAAACUUUACUUGUUCAACAUGACCACACUUCUUGGUGGUUAUGGAGUGGUUGUCGUUCUCAACUUUAUCUAUCGCAUUGCCAGAAUUGUAAACGGAGAGUGCUUCAUCGGCAUGAAGAGCAUCUCUAUGAUUCCUCUUAUCGCAUUCGAUGCCGUCGUCAAUGUCUACCUGACUAUUCUUUUUCUGAUCCCUCUCAAAAAUCUCUAUUCAUUCAGGAAUCUUCUAAAGACCCAUGCGAACUCCCGCCUUCGCAAUGUGGCCUUCCGUACUUUCGUCGGUGCUUGCUGUACCUUGACAAGCAGUAUAGUAAACUUGACUGUAUUGAUGGUUCUCAAUGGCGAGCCAGGUUGGGUGUGCCUAAUGUGUUGCAAUAGUGACGUCCUCUUUUCGGCCAUUGUCGUUCAAUGGGUCACUUCUCGCGACAGUGCUGGUUCUUCCAGUCAACCAGCAUCGGCUGCUGUUAUGGAUGGCAGCUACAUCGGCAGGCGUGCCUCGUCAGCUCACCCAAGAAGCUCUCUGCAUGCUUCCAACGUCCCCAACGUCCCUCGCGACAUGGAUGACGAGACUUCUCUUGUUGGGCAUGCUGCCGUCACCUCUUCAACUGAUGACCCCGGUUUCGAAAUGACUAAAGUUCAUUCAGGGGCUACAAGUGGCGUUAUCGUUACGACGACAAUUCACCGUCAGAGCAGGCCUACGACCGAACGAAAGGAGAGCAGCGACGACGACGACGAUAUCGAGAUUGAAUCAGACCGAGACUUUCCGGUGCGGUCGGUUGCUUUUGCCCCAGGCCACACAGAAGUCGCAGAGCCACCGCGAACACGAAUCCAAGGUGGCUCCAGGCCACAUCAUGCCAAGGCACCUUCAUUCUCACGUCCGUUGAAUAAAUAA